Homalodisca vitripennis (glassy-winged sharpshooter) is the source of this 1459-nucleotide messenger RNA. It is a transcript of the gene nac, whose product is annotated as GDP-fucose transporter 1. NCBI's taxonomy places the organism in Eukaryota, Metazoa, Arthropoda, Insecta, Hemiptera, Cicadellidae. Gene Ontology annotation, biological process: protein O-linked glycosylation via fucose; GDP-fucose import into Golgi lumen. Gene Ontology annotation, cellular component: Golgi apparatus. Bases 243 to 1223 code for a protein of 326 amino acids. The transcript is spliced from 6 exons. Gene Ontology annotation, molecular function: antiporter activity. The record is from RefSeq and is a predicted model, not a curated record.
GUUUGCUUUGUUGUCAAUAAACAUUCGGCAAUCGGCAGACGUUUGCAGUAAAUCUAGGCUAUGUAAUAAAUUCUGAAUUUUUAUGUUAGUAAAAGUACACAUAAAACAUGUUAACUGCUGUUAUAUUCACAAUAUUUAUAUCCUGAAAUCUCCCCGGUAUAUUCACAAGCAAUGUUUAUAACGAGAUUACAUUUUUAAAUAAAUCAAAAUUAUCGUUUAUAUUUUAUAACCUUAAACUAGUAAUGGAUACUUUACUUAAAAAAUAUGUCCACAUUACUUGUGUUGUUAUUAUAUAUUGGAUUGUAUCUAUUGUCACUGUUUUUGUCAACAAGACUCUGCUUAGUGGAGAGGAGGUCAAGCUCGAAGCUCCAAUAUUUAUAGCUUGGUUCCAAUGCCUUGUGUCCUCGUUGAUAUGUAUUGUGAUGGCCCAGCUAUCAGGAUGUUUUCCUGAUACAUUCCAUUUCCCCAUGGGAAAUCCCUUUAAUCCAUCUAUAGCAAUGAAGGUUAUUCCAUUGUCAUUUCUCUUUGCGGGGAUGAUAAGCUUCAACAACCUUUGCCUAAAGUAUGUUGGGGUAGCAUUUUACUAUGUAGGACGCUCCCUUACAACAGUUUUUAAUGUUCUUUUUACAUACAUUGUUUUACAUGAGAAAACAUCAAAACGCUGUAUUAUUUGUUGCCUCGUAAUUAUAUCUGGCUUCUUCUUAGGAGUAAAUGAAGAACAUGGCACAGGCAGUCUGUCAGUGAUGGGUGUCUUGUAUGGAGUUCUCGCUUCAUUGUGUGUUGCUCUAUACUCCAUCCACACGAAGAAAGUCUUGCCUGCCGUGGGCAACCAUAUAUGGAUGCUCUCAUUCUACAACAAUGUGUACUCAUCUCUGAUAUUCAUUCCUUUCAUAAUCAUGAACAAUGAAGUGGCUGAAGUAUCUAAUUAUGAGAAACUGGACUCAGUCUAUUUCUGGACCUUAAUGGUCAUAGGAGGGCUGUGUGGGUUAGCCAUUGGAUAUGUCACAUCUUUACAGAUAAAGGUAACAUCUCCGCUGACUCACAACAUCUCUGGCACAGCAAAGGCUUGCGUACAGACAGUCCUGGCUACAUAUUGGUACAGUGAGACUAAGAGUUUACUCUGGUGGCUGUCUAACAGCAUAGUGUUGAUGGGUAGUGCCGCAUAUACACGUGUCAGGCAGCAAGAGAUUGAGGAGCGUUCCAGGCGGAGAAACCUUCCUUGAUCUGUUUGGCUUCUAGGCCUUUACAACACCAAAGUUACCAGUACUACUGUAAACAUGCAGAACUAAAGGAAAUACUUAAACCCCAUGAAAUAAUAGUAAAGAAAUUCCCCCCUAUAUGUCUAGCAGUAGUUUUUAUUUUCAAUUGAGUUUAUUCAUAGUUGGAUAAAUUGGACCAAUGUACAACAAAGGCUGAAAAACAUUUCAGAAAGGAGGAAUAUAUUACUGAAGUAUCAUGA